AUGGCCACAGACUUGCACACCCCGAUUAGCAUGAUGGCCCAGCCGUCCCCGGCUUCGUCGACCUCCCGGGCUGCCUCGAAGGCAAGAUCCCGAUCCCGAUCAAGACCCAGACCGUCGCGCCGUCGGCGAGAUUCGUCCCCCGCGCCAUCCUCCUCACCACCCGGUCUACCGACACCUGCCUUUUCGCCCGACGGUCAUACCGAUGGUCCAACGGAUGGCGAAGAUGAUAUUGUCGAAGACACCCUCUCUCCGUUUGAUCCCCGCCGAAUCACGCCCACUCUCCAUGCAUCACUGGUAUCUGAGAUUCUGAAUCUUCGGCGCGAGGUGGAAAGCAAGACCAAGGCCAUUGAUUCAUUAGAAUUGAGCUUGGAUGAGUCCAAAACAGAAAAUGAGUCGCUGAGCACGAGCCUGUCCCAGGCCACGCGGGAAGCGCGAUCCCUGAAACAUCAGAUUCAGCUACUGGAAGGCGGAACGUCAUCUGCGAUGACCGAAUUGGCUCGUGAACGGGAUGAAGCUGUCGAGAACAUCAGCGAUGUGCGAAAGAAACUCGAGCAAACACAAAAGCGAGCCCGUAGCCGAGAAGAUGAGGCUGAGCGAACGCAGAUGCUAUGGGAUCGCGACCGCGAAGCCUGGGAAAAUGAAAGGCGGAAUUUGGAACGAAAAGUUCAUGUGGUAGAAGGCCGUUUAAAAACGGUUCUUAGCGAGGUGGCGGCGGCCCAGGAAGCUGGAACAUUGACUUCACAGCACAGUGAAAACGAUGAAAACGCCAAGGACAAGACCAAAGGCAGCGAUACAGCUAGCGUGGCUUCUAGCAGCCAGGGUCGGCGCCGUACAAGCAUGACGAGCGUGACGACCGAAGAAGGCGAAAACGAUGCCAACUAUCAUAAUGUUCGGUACUCGGUCAUGAGCAUGGCUGCUGGUAAAGCCGACUCGGGUUUAAAUUUAGCUGAGGAAUUAGCAUUUGAUGAGGAGGAUGAGUUCGUAUCUGACGAGGAUGAGACGCCCGCAUCACCAGAAGCCCUUCCCGAGGAAAGGCCCAUGUCUGUGAAUUCCAUGGCCUCGCACUCGGUUGCAUCGAAGGCACGGAAGAUUCUGGGCCUCUCGCUUCAGAGUACCGGGUCGAUAGCGGCAGAUUACCGUGCCUUAGACAUGAACAAUACCGCAAAAGCGCUACAGGCCUCGUCUGUUGGAUAUCAAGAUGCUGGCAUUCAGUAUUCACCUCCCCCGUCGCCUGAAACUAAGGCUGUUGCAGAAGGGGUGGUUCCUGCAAUUGAAAUCACACCCACGGGUCCUGAAAUGGAAGAUGACGCCGACGAUGAAAUGGAAGCGCCCCGGAUGAGAGACACCUCUACGCUAACCAUCGCAGUCGAGAUGGUCUCUAGCGCUAGUCAGACCAUCGGCAGCCUUCCUAGCCCUCCAUGGACACCUAAAGUGCCCGAUACGCCCGUUCUUUCUGCUGAGCCAAUCUCAGAGCCCGUGCAGAUGACCUCGGCAUCUACACAAACCGACCCUAUCCCCGAAGUCGAGUCAGCAGUGGCUGCGAAGUCAACCUUAUCACCCAAUGAUAUCCAAGGCCAGAUCGAAGUUCCUAUGAUUGCCAUCCAUCCCCCUGCUUCGGAGCCCCCCUCUCCUCGAAACAGCGUUGUUCUUCCUCCGCAGACGAAGAAUGUCUCAAUACAGACCAAUUUCAGGUCAUUUGUCGAGGGCCGGUCCAUCGCCAUCCAGACUGAAGAGAUUCGCAUCGAUCAGCGCCCCGUGAAGCUCCCUGCAAGCCUCUUGCCUUCCGCCAUUCCAGAUCUGCCAACUCGGUCCGAAAUUCUGGAUGCUGGGGCUCAACCUUACCGUGCACCCGUGCCUCCUCCCCGGUCUGCAAAGAGAGAGCAGCGGUCGUUUACAAACGAGCGCCCUGUCAAACCCCCGCGUGCGCAAGCAUCGGAACCUGUGCAAGCUUAUCCUGGGAAUAACGACAACGGGCCUCUCUCAGACGAUUUAGUGUCCGGGCUGCGACGACCUUUCCGGUCUAGCAGUCUAUUCGCCGGCUUUGAACAGCUGAGUGAUGACGAUGGUCCUGAUGCAGAGGAACGCGAUGUCUUUACGGAUGACGAACUUCUGAAUCGCCCAUUUGCUUCCUACACCCUCCGCCGUGGCAAGCUGGUCAAUGCUAAGUCAUCACGGCCCAGCUUAGAUGAUAUAGGUCUACCCGAGAUUGACGAACACCUUUCUGAUCCCGAAUCUCGACCGUCAGAUGUGGGUCGUGCUUCUUCCCGCACGACCCAGAGGUCUGGCACAACUGCCUCAAGUAGCCGCCAGACUGGUAUGCGGAAGAUGGCCAUGAUUUCCAGUGGUACAGCGGCACACCAGAGGACUCGCGCCCGUAGCCCUAGUGAGCCGAGCCUUGAUGGCAGUGCAGGAUCGAGCAUUGCACCUCCAUUUCCUGUCCCAAUCCGACUCAGCUCGCGCAAGAUCCCACUCACUGGCAGUGAUGGCCCUCCAAGUCCUACUCGCUCUACUGGAAGACAAUUUUCGGAUCGCGGGGCUCGCACAAAUAUUGCACGACGGCCGACUCUACGCCGAGUCCGAUCUGCGGCUGCCAUGUCAAACUCCGAUCUCCCUGAACGCCCAGAAACACUUUCAUCUCCGACCAGAUCCGCUUCUCCCUUCGCACCCGAUAGCCCUUCAUUCCGCCCGCCACCAAUGCCUUUUGAUGAUAUUACCGCUCCGCGGGAACGACGAACCACUCAGAAACGGGCCCCUCACCAUCCGUCGGUGCCGUCCAUGAAUUGGGACCACGAGCGUCAAGACUCGACCGGAGGUGUACAGCCCACGAGCGUUGUUGACGCAAUCGCACAAACCAUGGUAGGCGAGUGGAUGUUCAAAUAUGUACGUCGCCGUAAGUCCUUCGGGAUGGGUGAGUCGAAAGAUAACUGGGAGGGACGGAAUCCCGAUGAGGUAUCCGCCAAUAUCACCAACAGCGGUGUCCGACAUAAGAGAUGGGUUUGGCUUGCCCCAUACGAAGGUUCCAUCAUGUGGAGUAGCAAGCAACCCACAAGCGGGCCGGCUUUGCUGGGUAAGAGUGGGCGGAAGUUUGCUAUUCAGUCCGUACUGGAUGUAAAAGAUGACAACCCCCUACCCAAGGGUGCAGGCACCUCUCCGCCCUUCAGCCGCUCCAUUCUUGUCCUCACACCGCAACGAGCACUCAAAUUUACCGCACUUACCAUAGAACGCCACUACGUCUGGUUAACGGCCUUGUCCUUCCUCAGUCACUCUUCAAUGGGACUUCACGAUCUCGCAGCGCUACCUCCUGCUCCACAAGAAGAAGAUCCCUCUCCUCCACCCCAGGCUGCCUUGCGCCGCAACCCCAUCCGUGACUCCAUACGGGUGGCCAAGGGCAAACCUCGACCCAUGCCUAAAGGUAAACGCUCGUUCCCCAGUGGACCGCCUGUCCCUGAAAUUCCACCAGCCGGUCUCGGCCUCGAGAACCUCAACAUGGCAGCAGAUGCCCCGCACGUUCCUCGCUUCUCCCACCAUAAUCAUCAUACACGCAAACGCAGCAAUACCGCCCCACGUCCCCCGGCAUUGCAUGCCAUCCGUAGCUUCUCCAGCCAGGGAACCAUGGCCACCAUGCCCUCCUCGCAUAGUGGUACGACUGUCGGCUCCUCAGAGCCAUACUUCUCGCCAGUUCCCCCGCCCCCUCUCCCCGCCGGCAUUGGCAGUGGCCGUAGCAGCAUCAGUCGCAUGUCCGAAGCCAGUGGCCGGACAUCCAACACCGCUGCAAGCAAUAUGUUUGACAUCGGCACUGUGCGCAUGGAGGCCUUCAUCGACCACCAUGCGGAGCAGAUCAAUCGGCCUCGACCGGCGCCGUCCAUCCGCCCGCGACACGUUCGCAAGACUUCCAGUCAGUGGAGUCAGAGCCAAGGCCGUUACGAGCAUGAUGCGCCCUCCUUUGACGACAGCGAACAUUCCUUCCGGCCUGAUGACCCAUUUCGCGGCUUUUGA
This is a messenger RNA of Penicillium macrosclerotiorum, 3996 nucleotides long. RefSeq names its product putative nuclear migration protein. The record is from RefSeq and is a predicted model, not a curated record. Gene Ontology annotation, cellular component: cell cortex; mitochondrion. NCBI's taxonomy places the organism in Eukaryota, Fungi, Ascomycota, Eurotiomycetes, Eurotiales, Aspergillaceae. The transcript has 2 exons. Bases 1 to 3996 code for a protein of 1331 amino acids. Gene Ontology annotation, molecular function: tubulin binding; phospholipid binding. Gene Ontology annotation, biological process: maintenance of protein location in cell cortex; microtubule cytoskeleton organization; establishment of mitochondrion localization.